Messenger RNA from Fopius arisanus, 6890 nucleotides. Its product is annotated as guanylate cyclase 32E. The transcript is spliced from 10 exons. NCBI's taxonomy places the organism in Eukaryota, Metazoa, Arthropoda, Insecta, Hymenoptera, Braconidae. Gene Ontology annotation, biological process: cGMP biosynthetic process; protein phosphorylation; receptor guanylyl cyclase signaling pathway. Gene Ontology annotation, cellular component: plasma membrane. The record is from RefSeq and is a predicted model, not a curated record. Bases 914 to 5344 code for a protein of 1476 amino acids. Gene Ontology annotation, molecular function: protein kinase activity; guanylate cyclase activity; ATP binding.
CUCGUCUUGCGAUCAUCCACGCAGAUUCCAUCACAAAUAAUCCACUAAAUUUUCACCACAAGUCGUUAUAAAAAAAUUUACUAAAAAUUCCAGUCUCAUCCAUCACCCGAGACCUCCAGCUACCGCAAGUGCCCAUUAAAAUUACAAAUAAAUAAAUAAAAUCCAGACAAAUUCGUCAUCUCGCCCGAGAAAAUCCCAAAUUUUUCCCCGAAUUUUCUCAGUGAUCAGUGCAACCAGUUCUAGUGCAAUCGGUACAAUUUGAAUUAUCCCGGGUGGCCCUCGGCGGCGGGAAAUAUUUGAACAAAAAGAGAAAUAAAUUAAACAGGCCAGAGUGAGAGGGAGAUGAAAAUAAUAAAAGUCAAAUAGAGAGUAAAGUGCGUCGUCGAUCGUUCGAGUGCAGGGCGUCCGCCAGUAUCUGUGUCUUUUUUUUUUAUUCAUUUUUAUUUUAAAUUCAACCAUCGAAAAUAAUUUUGACAUAUUGAAAAAUUGACAAAUUCAAGAAGAAAUUAGAGAACAUUGGAUUUAUCCACUCGUGGUAAUUCCUGGAUUUUAAUAAUUCCAAUUUUUAUUUUUAUUUCUAUUUUCUUAUUUAUUUAUCUCUGUGAUGUUGUGAAAUUCAAUCACGAGUGAUUAUGGCUGAGGAUAAUUAAAUGGUAUUGAGAUACUUGGGAUUACGAUGCUAGAUGUGGCCACGAGUUUCAGAUUUCGGCGAAAAAAUUGAAUGCCUCACAUUGAUAUCAUAUAUAAUUGAGAUGGUGGUCGCAGUCGUACGCGAUUUCAAAUGAUCGCCGAUACUGUCCAAGAUAUGACAGUAAAAUAGAAGUGAAAAUCCAAGCAUCUUCUUACCGAUACCAAUUUCCAAUGUUGUUUAGGUGAGCGGGGAGGGAGGCGCUGAGCGGUGGCGGCGGCGGCCAUGCGCCCCGGCCCGCCAUCACCGAGCCGUCGCAGGCCUGCCCGUCGCCAGCACCACCACCACUACCAACACCACCACCACCACCACUACCACCACUACCACCACCACCACCACCACCACCACUACUACUACCACCACCAUCACCAUCACCAUCACCAUCCGUACAACAUAACAAGUAAUCGUCAUCAUCGACACCGGAUUCUAGGCGAUAUUGGACGCGUUAACACGUGGGCGAUCUUGUUCCUACUGCUACUCGUGUCGGCUCCCUGUCUCGCACUCAUUGAGACGUCAUACAAUCAGUUGAAUCAUAUGGAAACGAGAAUAAUUGAUCACGGUGGUACAGCAAAAUCAUCGUCACUCGAACGGGCAACUAGAAAGCCCAGAAACUUGACUAUUGGAUAUUUAACAGCUAUAAAAGGUGGACUCAAGGAUAGACAGGGGCUUGCCAUAUCUGGGGCUAUAUCAAUGGCCCUCGAUGAGAUUAAUAAUGAUCCAAACAUUCUGCCAGACGUGCAAUUGGUGAUGCGGUGGAAUGACACACGGGGAGAGACAGUUGAGGCAACAAAAGCAAUGAUUGACAUGAUUUGCGAGGGUGUUGCUGCAUUUUUUGGUCCUGAAGGCUCGUGCUACGUUGAAGCCAUCGUAGCACAAUCGAGGAAUAUACCCAUGAUCAGUUAUAAAUGCUCCGACUACAAAGCGUCUAAAGUGCCGACAUUCGCCCGUACAGAGCCACCGGACACACAGGUAACCAAGUCACUGAUAGCCCUACUGUUGCAUUACGGUUGGAACAAAUUCACGAUAAUAACCGAGAGUGCGUGGACAACAGUGGCAAAAUCCCUGGAGUAUCAGGCUGCCAAGAACAACCUCACGGUGAAUCACUACAAGACCGUUGAAGAUCGUCACACAUGUUGCGAGGAUCGUUUGCCCUGUUGUCACGUGGGGGUUUGGUUCCAGUUGAUCCAAGAGACUAAGAACAUGACACGCAUAUACAUAUUUCUCGGUACACCCCUAUCACUCAUCGAAUUAAUGACUGCAAUGCAGAAUCAGAGAUUAUUUGACGACGGUGAGUACAUGGUCAUACACGUUGACAUGAUGACAUAUUCACCGAGAGAGGCGAAAAAGUACUUAUGGAAGCCCGAGGAUUACGAUAAAUUGAACAAUUGCCUUGAGCCUAAGGAUUUUCUCAAGCGUGCUAGAUCAUUAAUGGUUGUAACAUCCAGCCCACCAACUCAGAAUUACGAGGAAUUCACUAAAAAAGUCAGUGAUUACACGUCAAAAGAGCCAUUUAAUUUUUCUGUUCCUGAUUUGCUCAUGAAGUACGAGAAGUAUGUCUCCAUUCACGCUGCAUAUCUCUAUGAUUCGGUUAAACUUUAUGCCACUGCCCUUGAUCAGCUGAUCAGAGAUCAGCCUGAGAGCAGUCUCGAUGAGAUUGUCAGCAAUGGUACCCUCAUCAUCGAGACAAUCAUCAAGAGACAUACCUAUCAGAGUGUGAGCGGACAAACGAUAAAGCUGGACAAAGCGGGUGAUUCCGAGGGUAAUUUUUCGGUUCUCGCUCUGAAGAAGGAUCACUUUACCCAAGUAAAUUUGAGCUGUGAGUUCCAGAUGAAGCCAGUCGGCCAGUUUCAACAGGGUGAAACUCUAGUGUACAGACCAUCAGAGUCCAUGGAAUGGCCAGGGAAGAAUAAACCAGAGGCUGAGCCAGGCUGUGGCUUUCUGAAUGAACACUGUCCCAAAGAUGACACACAUCUUCGCAGCAUCGUAGCUGCUGGAAUUCUAGCUGUUCUAUUAUUUUGUGCUGCUGUAAUAACGAUGAGUAUUUACAGGAGAUGGAAAAUUGAACAGGAAAUAGAGGGUCUCCUCUGGAAAAUCGAUCCUAGUGAAAUUCAUGGAUAUCCACACCUGGAUAAUCUCAUGUCAUCACCUAGUAAAUUAAGCUUAGUUAGCGCAAUGUCAUACGAGUCAAGGUGCGGUGGCCAAGUGUUUGCCCAGACUGGACACUAUCACGGUGUUGUAGUGCGAAUAAAAGAAUUAAAAUUUUCAAAAAAAAAAGACAUAUCAAGGGAUGUAAUGAAGGAAAUGCGAACACUACGUGAAUUGAGACAUGGAAAUCUUAAUUCAUUCAUCGGUGCUUGCGUCGAGCCUAUGAGAAUACUAUUAAUUAGCGAUUAUUGUGCCAAAGGAAGUCUUUACGACAUAAUUGAAAACGAGGAUAUAAAAUUAGACGAUAUGUUCAUUGCGGCAUUAAUCCAUGAUCUCAUUAAGGGUAUGCUGUAUAUUCACGAAUCUUCAGUGCUAGUCUGCCACGGUAAUCUCAAAUCGUCAAAUUGUGUCGUAACAUCACGAUGGUCUCUACAAGUAUCUGAUUUUGGUCUUCACGAUAUGAGACACUGCGCCGAGUCCGACAGUAUCGGUGAACACCAGUAUUAUCGAAAUCUGUUCUGGAAGGCGCCGGAAUUGUUGAGGAAUCCCAAUGCUCCGAUAAGGGGCACCCAAGAGGGUGAUAUCUACUCAUUCGCCAUAAUUCUCUUCGAGAUGAUAGGGAGAAAGGGUCCCUACGGUGGAGUCAACCUAGAGCCCAAAGAAAUAAUCGAUCGAGUGAAGCGAUAUCCAGAGGACGGUGAACUACCCUUUCGACCAAAUAUCGACAUUCUCUUGGAAUCAGAGACUGAUUGCGCUGAUUACAUCGUCAGUACGAUAACCGAUUGCUGGUCAGAGAGUCCAGAGUUGAGACCAGAUUUUAAAAUGAUCAGAACAAGAUUAGCCAAGAUGAAGGCCGGUAAAAAGGGAAAUAUAAUGGAUCGUAUGAUGGAUAUGAUGGAGACAUACGCCAAUAAUCUCGAAGAUCUAGUCAUUGAGAGAACGCGUCUUCUCAACGAGGAAAAGCAAAAAACAGAGGAUCUGCUGCACCGAAUGCUGCCAGAGCCCGUGGCGAAUUGUCUGACCAAUGGAAUAGGUGUCGAGCCUGAGGCAUUCGACCUCGUGACAAUCUACUUCAGCGAUAUAGUGGGUUUCACAGCCAUGUCCGCUGAAAGCACACCCUUCCAAGUCGUUAAUUUUCUCAACGAUCUCUACACGGUAUUCGAUCGAAUAAUAAAGGGCUACGACGUCUACAAAGUUGAGACUAUUGGUGAUGCAUACAUGGUAGUAUCAGGAUUACCAAUAAAAAAUGGUAACAGGCAUGCAGGUGAGAUAGCAUCGAUGGCUCUUGAGCUUCUCAAUGCUGUUAAACAACACACAAUAGCCCACAGGCCCCACGAAACCCUAAAAUUGAGAAUAGGAAUUCACACUGGUUCAGUGGUAGCUGGUGUUGUUGGCCUAACAAUGCCAAGAUACUGUCUAUUCGGUGACACUGUCAAUACAGCAUCGAGAAUGGAAUCUAAUGGUGAAGCCCUGAGAAUUCACAUCAGUGCCCAGUGCAAAGAGGCACUAGAUAAAAUCGGUGGAUACAUUAUUGAGGAUAGGGGACUCGUUCAUAUGAAGGGAAAGGGCGAUGUUAAGACUUAUUGGCUGGUUGGGGCCAAUGAGAAGGCCAUCCAGAAGCGAGAGGUGGAUGUGGACGACUUACCACCGCUGUUCUGCCGUCCCCGACGCAGCCCAAAACUCAAUCCCGACUCACGUCAGCCCUCCCUCCUGGGUGGUCUAGGUGCAGGUUCUCGUCGUACAAGCGCAGUACCCCGUCCAAGCCCAGACGAUUCAGCAUCCCAGUGUGGAAAUUCAAGUCCACAACCUCGUCACCAUCGCCACGGAAAGCUUGAUCGAAAUCCCCUUUACCUCAUCGACAGCCUCUCAAAAACAACCCUAGACAACGUAACAGUCAGCGAAGAAGCGGAGAUUCGCGCUGCCAACAUAAAACUCGCCCUUGACGAUCUCUUUCUCGAGGGCAAGCAGAAAUUUAAGAAAAAUGCUCGUGUUUUAUCAACAAUUGCCUCAUCAUCAACAACAUCGGAUUAUCCAUCAACAAUAAUUCGUGAAUCAAAAUCCCUCGAUCCAUUUCCCAUUGAUUGCCAACGUGAAUCACUCCAAUUGCGGUGGAAGGAGCCAAAAAAGAGCUUUCGAUCACUCGAGAAUUGCGACAAGUGGACGAAUUCCAAGGAAAAUCUGAGAAUUCUUAAUAAUAAUUAUCCAAAUGGUGAUGUCAUUCACAAGGAUAAUUUCCAGGAGGAGGUGAAUACACCUCUUCUGGCUAAUGAUGACACGGGAACGAGUGAGGGGGAGGGACUGGGGUGUGUCAAGAGGUGGAGAUCGUUGGAUCAUGUGGUGAGCAAUGUUGGCGAUGGGGUGCCUGAUAAAAAGAGUUCUGCCCGGAAUUCCAUCAGGAGUUGGUUAGUUAAUCUUUUUAAUGGAAAUGGCCUGAGGAGUAGUGAAGUUUCUAUCAGGAGGGGAGUCAUUGCGGGGUAUGAAUUGCAGGGGGAAAGGGAGAGCAUUGUCUGAAUCGCGGAAAAUUUCAAUUCAAUGAUUAAUAAAUCAGGUGGACUUUGGAGGUUUCCUAAAAAUAUCUCCUAUUUUUUAUAAUUGCCUUGGAUUCUAAGAUAUACAGCGAAAACUGGUCAGCAAAGAAAAACCUGCUUUAAUCGUUUCAUCAAUUCAAUGUGGACUUCACCGCGAAUUCAACUGCAAUAAACAUUAUUUCUGCCAAGGGAAUCUUCAUAUUAUACAUAUAUAGUCAAGCAAUAAAUAUAAAUCGAAUUCAACAUUUUUCAUUAUCGAUUUAUCGAUUUAUCUGGAAAACAAUCGAUUUCAGACGAAAAUACCAAAAUUUUAUUCCGAUAAUAAUUCAAUUGGCAGAAGUAAUUUUUAGAAUGAUGAGAGCAUCAUUAACAAAUAAUUAAAUUCUUUUGUUGCCAUUUUACUCGGGGUAUUCUCACUGGCUGAAUCUUGAAUUUUGGGGGAGAUUGGACACUUCAGACUUAUUUAAAUACUCGAACUUCAGGAAAUUAUUAAUUGACAACAAUUUGUUUUAACCUUGGAAAAAAAAAAAAACUCCGCGUCCAUUUUACCCCAUCUCUUAUUUAUUGAGAAUUCAUAUUGGAACUCGAAAUUUUCUUUAGAUAUUUAUUACUAUCGAAUAAGAAUACAUAAAUCAGUGGCGGAGAGGUAGAAUAAAUGAUUUUUCCCCCUCAUUACAAAAAUUAUUCAGGAAUUAAUUAAUAGCAUUUGUAGCUGAACGAAAUUCGUCUGAAAAAUUAAACGAAAUUCUCUCUUCAGCCACUGAAUAUUCCACAGCUGUGAAAAUUCCCCGACAAUUAUUGUUUUUAUCAAGGAACAACGACUAGUUAAGUGCAAUUUUUAUGUACAUGAUUUACAGUUACCGAAAAUGUAUAGUUUCGUUCAAUAUUUCUCUUUAUUUUUACCGACACGGGCCAUUUAUUAUUUCAUCAAACCAAAAUAAAAAUUGAAUUUUUACUUUCAAAGGCCGACGAGCAAAAAAACGUGUUUUGAAUUCGCCGAUACAAUAAUAUUGUUUUUUUUUUUUUUUUUCAUUUUAUAAAUCUACGUUUUUUCUCGACAACCGAACGAAAAUCAAUUCGUUAUAACAAUUCCACAAUUUUUUUUCUUCAAAAGAAGAAACACCUUAACACUGAGGAAACAAAUGCAAAUAAUUGUUCCAAUCCUGUGAAUUAUCAGUUAUCAUCACUCAAAUACUUCUGUUUUUUUCUGUUCACUGAAGGAAAGCAAAUUCUUCGUAUGGCUGUGAAAAGUGAACUAUAAUUUGUACCUAAGGUGCUUAGUUUAAUACAAAAACGAGUGGAAAACCGAUGAAAAAAAUUAUAAUUAAAAUAUUUCUAGAUAUCUAAUUAAGAAUUGUAGAUGAUCUACAAAUAUAAAUCUGUACGUAAGUUUGUAAAGUUUAAGAACAAAGAUCGACGUCGAGUGUAUAUAAAUAGAAUAAUAAUAUAUCGUUGUAUAGAUAAUUGUGUAAAUUUGAACAAAGAAAGAUAUGGAAAUAAAAAUGGAAAGAAUUUUCAUUUCAUUCUCA